Messenger RNA from Aedes albopictus (Asian tiger mosquito), 5130 nucleotides. RefSeq lists its product as uncharacterized. The transcript has 2 exons. Gene Ontology annotation, biological process: DNA integration. The record is from RefSeq and is a predicted model, not a curated record. Lineage: Eukaryota; Metazoa; Arthropoda; Insecta; Diptera; Culicidae. Gene Ontology annotation, molecular function: nucleic acid binding. Bases 1 to 5130 code for a protein of 1709 amino acids.
AUGGAUCCAGACGACCUGGAAAGAUUACGCGCAAAGCGAGAGGUUAUGUUCGGGAAAGUGAAGUGGGAGUUGUCCGUCGCGAAAGCACUCCACACCCGGAAUCCGUCGUGCGGUGAAGUGCAUGAACGUCGGGAAAAGCUCACGGAGCUCGCGGCAAAUUUCGAAGCCGUGCAAACAGUGAUCGAGGAGAACACAAGCAACCUGAUGGAUGUUACGUCGGUUUUCAACUACCGCACCCAAUUCGAAGAGAUUUAUUUCAACGUGAAAGACCUGUAUACGGAGUACCUGGACGCAAAUCAGGACCACGUUUCUUGGCACAGUGCGGGCAGCGAGACGUCCAACGAUUUGCGGGAUGCGAUAAAGGCGCUUUUGGAAACGCAGCAGGCAAUGCUCGAUCGCCGGCAUGCACCACCGCAGCAGCCAGCAGCGGGUGGUCAGGCGCCGAAUCAUGAACCCCAAGUCAAACUACCGCAGCUCAAUAUUCCCGUCUUCCGAGGUGAACGCAAAGCCUGGAACUCGUUCAAGGAUUUGUUUGUCAGCACGAUCCACAACAGGGAGGAUCUGAAGCCUUCCGUUAAAAUGCAGUAUCUGCUCUCCUACUUGGAUGGAGAAGCGAAGCGGAUGGUGAACUCGUUCCCCAUCACCGAUGCCAACUACGACGAGGCGUGGGCAACACUCGUGACGCACUAUUAUAAAAAGAAAUACACAGUGUUUACCCUCGUGCGGGAGUUUGUGGAUCAGCCAUCGGUCACUAAUGCGGCUGGAUUGAAGAAACUGGUGGCUACUUCUGAUGACGUCAUCCGACAGUUGAAGGCUCUCGGCAACGAGUACGAGACACGGGAUCCUUGGCUCAUCCAUAUGCUGCUCGAGAAAGUGGACCGGGAGACCCGCGCGCUAUGGGCGCAGAAGAUAAUCGACGAGGAAAACCCGAUGUUCGCAGAUUUCAUCGAUUUUCUGCAGAAACGCUGUGACGCUCUGGAGACUUGUUCGGCGUUUUCGCGGAAGCAGGGAGAAACUGCGAAGAAGGAGUUCCCGAAGAACAACCCAAGCGAGAAGAAGAUUCAAGCAUUCCACGCCAGUGCGACACAGGCGUCGUGUGCGAAGUGUGGAAAGGAUCAUCCAACGUACCACUGCGAACAAUUCAAGGCCAUGGAUGUGUCGGCGCGUAGGGAACUGGCACUCACGUCGAAGUUGUGCUUCAAUUGCCUGCGUCCGUCACACACGGCGAAGAAGUGUCAAUCGAAGUCGGUGUGCCGCACUCCGCAGUGCAACCAGCGGCACCACACAAUGCUAUGCCAGCAGAAAAUCAAACAACCGGAUAGAAAGCAGGAGGUUCAACAACUUCCGGAAUCGGGAUCGGAUGUUCCAUCGAUCUCUACCAACGUUGCGCAGGCGGUUGCCGAAAAGCAAGGACCGUCCGCAUUCGCUUUGCUACCUACGGUGGUGGCAAACAUUCGAGGAGGUGAUGGGAAGCUACACGAGGUGAGGAUUUUGAUCGACUGUGGUUCCCAAGCAUCUCUCAUCACGUCAACCUGUGCCAAGCGCCUUGGGUUGAGGCGCAGCAAUGCUUCUUUGGAAGUCACCGGUGUCAGCGGCGAGGUCGUCGGCACCACUGCCGGCAUCGUCCCGCUGGUGAUUUCGUCGCGUUUCAACGAGGAAACCAAGCUCACUACAUCCGCUUACGUGCUGGGAAAGCUCACGGCAUCCCUGCCGUGCCAGCGUUUCGACGUAGCAAACAUGCCGUACUUGGAGCAUCUACAACUCGCGGACCCCCACUUCAACCAACCAGGUUCGGUGGAUGUCAUACUGGGAUCGGAUGUCUUCCUGUCCGUAUUGGAGGCCGGGCAGGUCAAGGAUCCAAAUGGAGUUCCUGUAGCACAGCGUUCCAUCUUUGGGUGGAUUGUUGCAGGAAGAAUCUCAAAGCAAUGGUGUACGCACGCGCAUCACUCGGUGGUCAAUCUUCGCCAGGAAUUCGACAUCGAUCACACCCUGCGAUUGUUCUGGGAAGACCAGGAGUUGCGUCAAGCAAAGCUUUGGACACAGGAAGAACAGAGGGUCGUUGAUCACUUCAACUCGACUCUUACUCGUACGGAAGAUGGUCGCUUUAUUGUCCGACUGCCAAUGGACGAUUCAAAGCAGCAGCUGGGAGAGUCGCUGACCGCAGCAGUCAGGCGGCUACGAGCUAUGGAACGCCGGUUUGAAAACGACACGAACUUCAAGGAGAGAUACGUUGCCUUCAUGCAGGACUAUCAGGAUUUAGGCCACAUGGAACCGAUUCCGGAGGCAGAGAUCCAAGUUGAUUGUACGAAGUCCUACUAUUUGCCGCACCACGGGGUCGUAAAGGAAGGCAGCAGCACCACCAAGCUUAGGGUGGUGUUUGACGCUUCGUGUGUCACCACUUCUGGAGCGUCACUCAACGAUCUGCUACUCGAUGCACCGAAUAUCAACACCGACAUCUUCGACAUCAUGAUGGAGUUCAGAUUCCACGAAGUAGUGUUCACCGCAGACGCGGUAAAGAUGUACCGACAAAUAUUGGUGCAUCCUGACGAUCGAGAUUUUCUGCGGGUAGUAUGGAGAAGCUCACCGGACAAGCCAAUACAGCACUUCCGGCUUCGCACGGUGACAUACGGGCUGAAGAACUCUGGAUUUCUGGCCAUGGCAGCACUCAAGAAGGCAGCGGACGAGUAUGAAGGAAAGUAUCCUGAAGCCGCAGAGCACAUCAAGAAAAGCACCUACGUUGAUGACCUCACAUCCGGAGCUAAAUCAGUCGCGGAAGCUAUUCGUCUUGUCAAGGAAAUCAACGAGAUCGUGGAGAGUGCAGGUUUUACAUUACGUAAAUGGAGCUCGAAUUCAGCGGCGGUUCUAGAAUCGCUACCUGAAACCAGCACAACGCCAAUACAAAUACAGUUUCCGGAUGAACGGGAUAUGGUGAAGGCUCUAGGAAUUCAUUGGGUUCCGGACAAGGACGUCUUCACGAUCAAGGUAAGCCUGCAGACAGAUGGGCCCAACACGAAGCACCAACUACUUUCAGACUCUGCCAGACUGUUCGAUCCGUUCGGAUGGUUUGCGCCGGUUAUUGUUCGUGCCAAAAUCCUUUUUCAACAUUGUUGGCUGUACGACCUGAAUUGGCACGAUCCGCUUCCCCCCGUCGUCGAAGAAAAAUGGGUCGAAAUGAAGGAGAGCUUGUGCCAGCUGGAGAGGAUCAACAUUCCACGAUGGGCACCCAACUACGAGGAUCAAAUCCAACUCCACGGUUUUUCUGAUGCCUCCGAGGAAGCGUAUGCGGCAGUUGUGUACCUCAGAUCGGUGGAUCGAAAUGGGAAGGUCUUCGUUACGUUGCUGGCAGCGAAGACUAAGGUGGCACCCGUGCGGCAGGUGUCUCUUCCACGCCUCGAACUCAACGCUGCUGAACUACUAGCGAAGCUGAUGAAGCAAGUUGCUGAAUCUCUCAAGCGCUUCCAGGUAGAACAGUAUGCUUGGACGGACUCGACUAUAGUGCUUCAGUGGCUCUCAGGACAUCCUCGAAAAUGGAACACUUACGUGGCCAACAGAACUUCAUCGAUACUGGAGGUCUUGCCGCGUAAGCAUUGGGCUCACGUUGCAUCGAACGAUAAUCCUGCAGACUGCGCGUCUCGUGGGAUAUCUCCGGCAGAGCUCAUCGAUCAUCAUCUGUGGUGGUCAGGACCAACGUGGCUGGCGGAAGAUUCUGCCACCUGGAAUCGAACCAACCCGUCUGACGAUUUGGAUGAAACAACAUUGGAGGUACGUAAACGAUUCCAAACACUCAAUGUCGCUAUCAUCAACUCAGGAUCCACGUACGAAAUCGAGAAGCACAUACUGGCUAAUCGAUCCAGCAUCGGCGCGGCAUGCCGACAGCUGGCAUGUGUCCAACGAUUCAUCUUCAACCUGAAGUCGAAGGCGUCGAUUCAGUACGAGAGGCGCUCGGGUGCGAUCCUUCCAUCCGAGUUACACGCAGCCAGGAUGCAGCUCAUCAGACUGGCUCAGCACGAAGGCUAUGAAGAAGAAGCAAAAUCGUUGGCGAAGGGAAAUGAAGUCCAUCCGAAAUCGAAGAUCAGCAGCUUGUACCCUUUCUUGGAUGGAACCGGGACGAUUCGUGUCGGGGGACGUUUGCAGCAGUCGUCGUUUCCUUUUGAAGUGAAGCACCCGGCGAUACUCCCGAACAACCACCGCGUGUCCAGAUUACUGGUUGAGGAGCUACACUUGCAGAACUGUCAUGCAGGUCCCACACUCCUGACGGCAGCGAUCAAUCAGAGCAAUACCCGCGGAGAACGUUGCUCGAAGGGAUACAUCGUCGUAUUUGUCUGCCUCUCGAGCAAGGCGGUUCACCUCGAGGUUGCAGGUGACCUCUCAACGGAUACAUUUUUGGGAGCUUUCAAGCGAAUGAUUUCUCGACGAGGUUACUGCAACGAGAUCUGGUCGGAUAAUGGGACGAACCUGGUCGGUGCCGACCGGCAACUGACGGAGAUCUACGAAGCAACGCAGACUCACAGCAAGAAAACUGAACCGUACUUCAGCAACCUUGGCAUCCGCUGGAGGUUCAUUCCGCCAUCCAGUCCGCAUCAGGGUGGCAUCUGUGAAGCGGCCGUUAAGAGCGCAAAGGAGCUUUUGCGACCGGUCGUUGGCAACGAAAAGCUCACGUUCGAAAAGUUGUCGACUGUACUCUGCCAAAUUGAAGCGUGUCUCAAUUCGAGGCCACUGUAUCCUACCUCCACAUCGCCGGACAGCUUCGAGGCCCUCACGCCGGGGCAUUUCUUGGUGGGUCAACCGCUGAACCUGCUACCGGAACCCGACAUUGGACAUCUGAAAGUAAACCAACUGGAUAAUUGGGAGAAGGUACAACGAAUCACAAAUGAGUUUUGGAACCGUUGGCGCAAUGAGUAUAUUGCUACACUGCAGCCACGUGGUAAGUGGAGAAAUCGUCGAGACAACAUCAAGCCGGACCAGCUCGUUCUGGUGAAAAGUGACAACACCCUACUGUCCGCCUGGGAACUGGCCCGGGUUGUAGCUGUUCAUCCAGACAAGCAUGGUUUGGUGCGCACUGUCACGCUCCGCCGAGGAAGAUCCGAAUACCAGCGUCCAGUGCAGAAGCUAUGUCCACUUCCUGAUUGA